Molecule: messenger RNA, 3168 nt
Organism: Ooceraea biroi (clonal raider ant)
Lineage: Eukaryota; Metazoa; Arthropoda; Insecta; Hymenoptera; Formicidae
Product: unc-112-related protein
Biological process (GO): cell-matrix adhesion; integrin-mediated signaling pathway
Cellular component (GO): cell-substrate junction
Molecular function (GO): integrin binding
Source: RefSeq, a predicted model, not a curated record
UUCGGCAUUCGUACACGAGCGAGCGACGGUGGUACAUCGUGCGUUUCGUUCGCUCCGCCGUUCGUACGCGGUAUUGCGCGUGUGUGGGUGUUGCGUGUACGCGUACGUGUCGCGCGCGCGUAUCCAGUUUAAGGCGAAUCCGAGGAACGGCACUCGCGCGCGGUUUCCGUUGCGCGCGCGUCCGCGUGGCAGUGGUUCGUGCGACCUUCGUCGUCGUGUAUUAACGAGGAACAUGUUUGACAAACGUUGAGCAGCCAGUUGAACAUCCACGACACGAGAUAAGUGACCGGUGUGUGUGCGUGCACGAAACGGAUCUCUCUUUCUAAUUCUUCCGUUCUUCCGCUCCGUUUUGUACUCCGAGAGAGGCUCUCGUCCACAGGCAAAAUGUAUUCCGACGGGCACGAGGUGGACGGUAGCUGGGUGCUGCGCGUCUACGUGACGGACCUGCAAGUCGAGAGGAGUUUACGCGUGAAGGGAGAGCUGCACAUCGGCGGUGUCAUGCUACGUCUCGUGGAGGAUCUUGACAUUGCUAUGGACUGGUCGGACCACGCGCUUUGGUGGCCCGUCCGAAAUCACUGGCUGACCAGGACGCGCAGCACGCUGGACCAGUAUGGUGUGGCCGCGGACGCACUACUGCACUUCACACCGAUGCACAAGACCCUGAGGGUACAGUUGCCGGAUAUGCGCUGCCUCGACUGUCGAGUCGAUUUUUCUGUCAAGACGUUCAACGCAGUCAUUAAUCUGUGCAAGGAGCUCGGCAUUCGACAUCCGGAGGAGCUCUCGUUCUGCAAACCGCUCGAGCCAAAUCACCUGAAAUACAAUCUGAAGGAUCUGCCGGCUAAGAAGAAAAUCGAAAAUCAGAAGAACGGUCACUGGAAUGUAUCGGCUGAUACGAAUACCUUCAUUCCGGCUAGCCAGAGUCCUAGGGGAUCUACGGGAAGCUUGGAUCAAUCAAGCCCAUUCAUGUGUGCGCCAGUCACGCCCAACAACAGAAAUCACAGCACGCCGAUCAGCUCUCCCGUCUCGCAUACCGGCACAUGGAAGAGAAACAAUAACUCCUCGGGUUUUGGUAGUACCGGCUCCUUCAAUGCCAACAACAGCACCAUGAGCCUCGAGGCGUUAAACGGUGGGCUGACGGAGUCCCUGGCACAGAGUCCGACGUCGAUCUCGCCGGAUGUGCGAGUGAAACUGAUCAAGCCAAAAAGCUUGAUCGAGAGGGCGAGGAUGAACGUCGCCUGGCUGGACUCUUCUCUGUCGAUUAUGGAGCAGGGUAUCCGCGAAUUCGACACGCUCAGGCUAAAGUUCAAAUUCUAUUCUUUCUACGACCUGAACCCGAAGACUGAUGCGGUCCGAAUCAAUAUGAUCUACGAGCAAGCCAAGUGGCAGCUGCUCGCGGAGGAGAUCGAUUGCACCGAAGAGGAAAUGCUCAUGUUCGCGGCGCUUCAGGUGCAAGUGAAUCUUCAAGCUGGCGUGCCGCAGCCCACCUACGACAGCAAUGGAGCGACCUCGCCCGCUGAAGAUGACAUCGACGCGGCCCUGACGGAUCUGCAGGUGACUCUGGAGGGCAGCAACAUCAGCAACGGGCCCAGCGAUAUCACGCAGGUGCCCGAACUGUGCGACGAACUCCGUUUCUUCAAGCCGAAGCGUUUUACGCUGAAAGCCUUCAAACGUUAUUGGUUCAUGUGCCGGGAUCUUCAGCUGAGGCUGUACAAGAGCAGGGAGGAGGCGAGCGGCUCGGAAUCACCGCUCUACGUGAUCAAUUUGCGCGGCUGUGAAGUUACACCGGAUGUGCAUCUGUCGCAGGGCCGCUACGGGAUCAGACUGGAGGUGCCCAGCGCCGAAGGCAUGACCGAGAUGUGGAUCAGAUGCGACAACGAACAACAGUACGCAAAAUGGAUGGCCGCGUGCAGAUUGGCGGCCAAGGGCCGCACCCUCGCCGACGCGUCCUACGAAAGUGAGGUCAACAGCAUCACGGCCUUCCUACAGUUGCAGAGGCCCGCGCCCGCGCCAGCGAUAAAUCCGAACGCUCUGGACAUCGUGCCGGAUGACUACGUCGCACCCAGGUUUGCGAAGAAAUUUAAAGGAAAGUUGGUUCAAAGGAUCUUGGAAGCGCACGCGAAUGUUAAAGAUCUGCCACUCAUCGAGGCGAAAUUGAAUUACAUCAAAGCGUGGCAAUCUCUUCCGGAAUAUGGUAUCUCGCUCUUUGUUGUACGAUUCACCGGUAAGAACAAAGACGAGCUGCUGGGCAUCGCAAACAACAGGCUAAUGCGGAUGGAACUCCACAGUGGCGAUCAUCUGAAGACCUGGAGGUAUAACACCAUGAAGGCGUGGAACGUUAACUGGGAGGUGAAGCACAUGAUGGUUCAGUUCGAAGAAGAGAACAUCAUUUUCGAAUGCCAAUCAGCGGACUGCAAGGUCGUUCACGAAUUCAUAGGAGGCUACAUCUUCCUGUCGAUGCGUUCGAAAGAGGCGAAUCAGACGUUGAACGAGGAGAUGUUCCAUAAAUUGACCGGUGGAUGGGCUUAAAUUAGAAUCAAAUAAAUGUACAAAAGCAUAGAUACACGGGACUCUGGAAUGAGAAAAUACAUAAAUGUACAGAACUGAAACGGAUUCUAACAUCUUGUAAAAGAAGUGAUGAUGAAACGCGCUCUGUUGGUUUAUCGACACGCGUUGCGUUGGCGCGUAUGUUUAAGGACCGAUAGCUUUGCAUACCUGCUGCAAUUUGUAAAAAUAAUUAAAUCUGGUCGUAGUACCCGCGUUUUAACGUUGGAGAUUGUAAAUAGAAGAAUACUGUCCCUUUUACAAGCGAGUAAAGGGGUUUUAAUAAUUAUGACUACUUUUAUUCGACAGGAGGCUACUUUAAGAAAGGUAUUUACAGCCUUAUUUAUAAUGUACCAAUCUAUCGACAACCGGUUUUUGAAAUUCAAUUUUUCCGUGUUUUAUAUGUGCAACGAUUUUAUAAACGGACGCCUGGAAGAUUGUAUUUCAUCAAGAUAAAUAACACUUUUCUACAGAACUUUUUCUACCUGCGAGGAAUUUAUCAUUGAAUAAUAUAUCGAUCUUCUUCAAAUAUGCAUCAAGCAUGCUCACAAGUAAAGAUCUGUGGAACAUAUCGCGAUGUGUUAGAUAACACUCUUUAACAAAUUAAAUAACAUUAUAACAAAGGAA